AGGGAUUCGAGUAUCUAUCUCAAAAUAACGUUCUUUUAAGAAAAUGGUUUCUAAUACAAGAAAAAGGUGAGCAAUCGACUGGGUUAGGGUUCUGUCGCUACUCUACUCGUCACUUCCCUUGUCCGCCAUCAAUCCUUAACAUUUCGAGAACACAUUGAUACCUGUAAGUGAUUUAAUGGUCUACACCAGUUGCAAGUGCUCAUGAGUGCCUUCCAUGAUUGCCAAGCUCCCAUAUUUGAAACUUCCUGGCAGAAUUUCGUUAGGGGCUCACUUAAAUGCAUAUCUUUCUUCAGUAUCUGGUGCCAAUUACAUCCAAACAAACCCUCGGACUGAUCAAAACCCACCGAAUUCCGCCGAAUAUGAAGCCAAAAUCCAAUCCUUGAAGAGUAAGCUUCAUCCCGAAACCUUAAUUCAUAUACUGUCUUCCACAAACGAUUUGAAUUCUUCUUUGCGAUUGUUCAAAUGGGCCUCCCUACAGAACCGGUUUCAAAACACCUCUGAUACGUAUUAUCACAUAAUUAUGAGGUUGGGAAUGGCUUCUAGAGUCGAUGAAAUGGAGGGGUUUUGUAAUGAAAUGAUGAAAGCUCAAUUUCCGGAAUCAGAACAAGCUCUCUUACGACUACUUGAUAACUUCAUUACCUAUCAUAGGCUCGAUGAAGCUUUACGGGUUCUUUCUGUACUCAAUUCAUUCAGCUAUAAGCCCUCAAUUUCUUUUGUUAAUCGCUUAUUAGGUGCUCUUGUGGAAGAGAAGAAAGGGCUUAAGUCUAUUCUAUUUGUAUAUAAAGAGAUGGUGAAAACAAACAUUCUUCCAUCAAUCGAAACCUUGAAUCACCUCUUGGAAGCUUUAUUUGAUGCAGAUCGGGUUGAUGCAGCUCUAGAUCAAUAUAAUCGAAUGCAGAAGAAGGGAUGCUGCCCAAAUAGCCGAACUUAUGACAUCAUGGUAAGUAGUCUUAUUGGCAAAAACCUCAUGGAUGAAGCUCUUCUUGUUUUAAAUGAAGUUCUGGAUAAUGUGUGUGAUCUUGAAUCGAAGUUCUUUUCCCACAUCAUACCCUUAUUGUUUAAAAACAAUCAACACAAAAUCGGUCUGAGAUUGUUUGAAAAGAUGAAAACUUCCAAGAUUCUCUCAGAUGUAUCCAUUUAUGAGACAUUGAUACAUUAUUUCUCCAAGAACUUAUCCAUGGAUGAUGCCUUAAAUCUUCUCCAGGAGAUGAUAAAUCUUGAUUUGAAGCCAUCAGAUUGUGUGUUUCUUGAUUUGGUUAAUGGGUUUUGUACAUUGAACAAGUUUAACGAGGCAAAAACAUUUCUUGAAGAUAAUCAAGUUACAGAAGCAAAUCCAUAUAAUGUUCUUCUUAAAUGUUACUGUGAAUGUGAAUCUGGUAAUUUUCUUGAAGCGAUUGAUUUAUUUCAAGAAAUGAUGAAGAAGAACAUAACCAACACUCUUUCAUGGAAUAUUUUCAUAAGCCAUCUUACCAAGAAUCCAACAAGUAAUACCCUUUAUAAAGCUCUCAGUAGAAUGAUAGUUUCCGGUUCUACCCCUGAUUCCCUCACUUAUUCCGCUCUCAUUAUCGCAAAAUGUAACCCAAAAGAAAUCAAUCAUGCCCUCAACUUAUUUCACCAUGUUCGUGAAGAACAUUGGGUCAUAGACUCUUCUUCUUACGCCACUCUAAUCGAAAACCUCUGCAAAAAUAACAAGAUUUUAGAGGCCAUAGAUGUGUUUCACUACAUGUCAUUAAACAAAUGCACGUUAAAUCCAUCUUCUUUCAGUAUUCUGAUCAUGAGAUUAUGUCAAAAUGGGAAAUUAAACAAAGCAAUUGACAUGAUUCCACUUGCUUAUUAUUCCGGUAUGUAUUGUUCUAAUUCAGAUUACAAUAUCAUCCUGAAAAGUCUCUCCAAAAUCCCAAAAAAAAACUAUCUUUUGAUUGUUUUUGCAAGAAUGGUGAUAGAGGGUUGUUGUCUAGAUUCAGAAGGUUAUAACGAGCUCAUAAAGAGCACAAUUGAGCAUAAUCAAGUGACCAAAUGUGGUUUCUUUCUUAAUAAAAUGGUGGAUGAAGGGUUGUGGCCUAGUAUGGAAAUAUUAGAGGAUUCGGUUUCAUUUUUGGGGCGAAAUUGUCAUUUGCAUAUGGUUUUGGAGAUGAUUAAUAAGUUGGUUUGUGAGUAUGAAGUGGUGAAUCCUAAAAUUUAUGGGGUAUUGAUAAAUGGUCUUUGGAAAGAAGGGUAUAAAGAUGAAGGGCGGUGGUUAUUGGAUGUGAUGUUGGAGAAAGGUUGGGUCCCGGAUGGUGGGACCCAUCGGUUGUUGAUUAAUUCAGGUGGUAGUGAAAUAUUGGUGAAAGGUGACACGCAAGAUGAAAUUGGUAACAUACUUUCUGAAGGUUUUGGUGAAUGAUAAUGUCACACAGAUGAAUAGACAGUCUUGUUCUAUGUUUGAUAUGUAUUGGACUGAUACUAUGUUAAUGAGACAAAAAUUUACAAAUGUUGUUUGUAAAGAAUACAUGUUUGCAUAUUUA
This is a messenger RNA of Lactuca sativa (garden lettuce), 2504 nucleotides long. RefSeq lists its product as uncharacterized. Gene Ontology annotation, molecular function: protein binding. NCBI's taxonomy places the organism in Eukaryota, Viridiplantae, Streptophyta, Magnoliopsida, Asterales, Asteraceae. The record is from RefSeq and is a predicted model, not a curated record.